Trifolium pratense (red clover) is the source of this 1571-nucleotide messenger RNA. Its product is annotated as GTP cyclohydrolase 1-like. The coding region runs from base 66 to 1412 and encodes 448 amino acids. Gene Ontology annotation, cellular component: cytoplasm. NCBI's taxonomy places the organism in Eukaryota, Viridiplantae, Streptophyta, Magnoliopsida, Fabales, Fabaceae. The record is from RefSeq and is a predicted model, not a curated record. The transcript is spliced from 2 exons. Gene Ontology annotation, biological process: tetrahydrofolate biosynthetic process; tetrahydrobiopterin biosynthetic process. Gene Ontology annotation, molecular function: GTP binding; GTP cyclohydrolase I activity; zinc ion binding.
CGUGUAGUAACAUACAAUACAAGAUAUAUGCUAAGAAAACAAAGUGUGUCGUCUUAAUUUUGAAUAUGGGUUCAUUUUGUGAAAUGCAUUCAAAUUGUGAGGUUGAAAAAUUAGUAAGUAGUGAUGAAGUGAGUAUUAAUAGAAGUAGCAUUGAGUAUGCAGUCAAAGAUUUGUUGUUGGGUUUGGGAGAAGAUGUCAAUAGAGAAGGCAUUAGAAAGACACCAUUUCGUGUUGCCAAGGCCUUCUUUGAAGGAACUAGAGGUUAUAGGCAAAAUGUGUUGAACAUUAUUGAAGGUGCAUUAUUCCCAGAAGAAGGCUUAGAUAAUACCAACAAAAUUGGUCAUGGAGGUGGAGUAGGUGGACUUGUAUUUGUAAGAGAUAUUGAUCUUUACUCCUAUUGUGAAUCUUGUUUACUACCCUUCCAAAUCAAGUGUCAUGUAGGGUACAUCCCUUCAAACCAAAGGGUUGUUGGCUUAAGCAAACUUCCACGUGUGGCUGAAGCAUUUGCAAAAAGACUUCAAGAGCCUCAACGUUUAGCAAAUGAAAUUUGUUUAGCUUUGCAUGAAGGGAUACAGCCACAAGGUGUUGCUAUCAUACUUCAAUGCACUCAUAUCCCUUUUCCUUAUAAAGAUUUUGAUUCAAACCAUAAAGGGUGGGUGAAGAUUCUUGUUUCGUCAGGUUCCGGUGUUUUCGAGAACAAAAAUGAUGAUAUUUGGAGUGAUUUAUUUAGUCUUGUUAAGUUUAGAGGUAUUGAUAAGGACAAAAUUGUCAUCAAAGAAUCAUUAGAGGAUCAAUGUUCCAAUUGGUGUCCUUCAUUUAAGAUUGAAGAAAUUAAGUAUAAUCCUAUUAUGGUUAAUGCAGUUUCUACAAUUAUUAAAUCUUUAGGUGAAGAUUCAACAAGAAAAGAGCUUAUAGAAACACCUAAUAGAUUUUUGAAAUGGUUGAUGAAUUUUCAAUAUGCUAGUAACAUUGAUUUGAAGAUGAAUGAUUCUAUUUUCAAUGGAGGUGUCAAAAGUACAAUAUGGUCAGAAUUUAAUGUGCCAUUUUGGUCACAAUGUGAACAUCAUUUGCUACCAUUUUAUGGUUUUGUUCAUAUUGGAUACUAUAAUUCAAAAGGAUGUAAUCAAAUUGGAAAAUCACUUUUACAAUCUAUUGUUCAUUUUUAUGGUUUCAAACUUCAAGUGCAAGAAAGGCUUACAAAGCAAAUUGCUGAAACUAUUUCAUCAUUGGUUGGUGGAAAUGUGAUAGUAGUUGUUGAGGCAAGUCACACUUGUAUGAUUUCUAGAGGAAUUGAGAAGUUUGGAAGCAAUACAGCUACUAUUGCUGUUUUAGGACACUUUUCAACUGAUCUUGCUGCAAGGACCAAAUUCUUGGAGGGUAUUCCAAGUGUUACAUCUUUUGAAGGACAGUGAUUAGUUUUGGUCACUUGCAACUAUGCAUCUAUUUUGAUCCAAGUAUUUCUCUUAUUUUCCAGUAGUAAUAAUGUUGUCUUUAAUUGAUAUGUUUGUUUUAUUUUUGAUUGAAGAUUGUAAUAUGGUGAAUUUGGUAUUUGUAUUAUUUUGUCAACAUGA